This is a messenger RNA of Penicillium mononematosum, 2058 nucleotides long. Its product is annotated as alkaline phosphatase family protein. Lineage: Eukaryota; Fungi; Ascomycota; Eurotiomycetes; Eurotiales; Aspergillaceae. Bases 1 to 2058 code for a protein of 685 amino acids. Gene Ontology annotation, biological process: nucleoside triphosphate metabolic process. The record is from RefSeq and is a predicted model, not a curated record. The transcript is spliced from 4 exons. Gene Ontology annotation, molecular function: ribonucleoside triphosphate phosphatase activity; nucleoside triphosphate diphosphatase activity.
AUGCGCCACCCAGUCACUAGUCCUUCCCUUCUUUCUCCUGGGAAUUACGACAACGAUGCAUCUUCGUUGCGGUCGCCCUCCGAGCAGGACUCCGAUUCCGACGAUGACGCCCUCCUCGGUCAAAACCGCAGCACCUUGGAAAUCGCAGAGCACGAUCGGGCGGUCCUAGAAGCUGAAGAAGAGCUAGAGAACCUCCUGAUCCGCCGUGGCAGUGGACAUGGGCUGCGGAGGAUUUUCAGCCCUAAUGGUAGCAGAGUGAAGAUCGGAAAGACGAAAAAGGAGCGGCGACAGCGGAGGGGAUCACGGCGUGAAAGAGUCAGUGAAGACGGCGAGCUGAUGUAUGAGAUGGAAGAGGGAAUUGGUGAUGAUAAUGCCUCGCUUUUGAGCGGGUCAUCGUUGGAUUUGGACCAGAAAGGCGAAUACACAUACGAGCCGCCUCCACGGCCUUCAUGGCGAAAAAUCCUGUUUAUAAUUGCUCUGAUCGCCAUUCUCUUCGUCAUCCUCCUCCUCGGGGCAUAUAAAGCCUCGAGCGGUUUCCGGGCUUCACGAGCACACCUUCCACCCUUGCUCUCCAACGGCACGGCUCUCUUUGCGCCAACCACGAUCGUUAUCUCGCUCGACGGUUUCCGAGCCGACUUCCUUGAUCGCGGCCUGACUCCUGCGCUGAACUCCCUCAUCGCCAAUGGCGUUUCCCCGCAAUACAUGAACCCCAGCUUCCCUAGCGUCACCUUUCCAAACCACUUUACACUUAUGACUGGUCUCUACCCCGAGAGUCAUGGAAUCGUUGGCAACACAUUUUGGGACCCGAAGAUAAACGAGGAGUUCUACUAUACCCAUCCCGCUGUCAGCAUGCAACCCAAGUGGUGGAUGGCGGAACCACUCUGGGUGACGGCAGAAAAGCAGCGUGUGAAGACAGCCAUCCAUAUGUGGCCCGGGUCUGAGGCGCACAUUGGCGACAGGGAACCGACUUUUUUGGACAAGUACAAUGGUACGGAAGUCUUGUCUCGCAAGGUGGAUCGGGUCCUUGAGUUUUUGGAUCUCCCAGGUCUAGAGGGUAAAUCGCAGGUGACACCUGAGCGGCCGCAGUUUAUCGUAGCUUACGUUCCCGACGUCGAUCGGGACGGUCAUAAAUUUGGCCCUAAUAGCACAGAGAUCCGAAAGACGAUCUCCGAAGCGGAUAACAUGGUUGCUAGCAUCAUGACUGGUCUUGAGCAACGCAAUCUCACCGAGGUGGUUAACAUCGUCGUUGUUUCAGACCACGGUAUGGCCACUACCUCUGCAGAAAGGCUGAUUCAAUUGGAUGAUCUGAUUGAUUAUGAUUUGAUUGAACACAUUGACGGCUGGCCGUCUGCUGCUCCGGAUUACGAGCAUGCUUUUGAAUUCUACACACGGGAGACAAUGCCUGAACGGUAUCAUUUCUCGAACAACGAACGCAUUGCGCCGUUGUGGGUCAUCCCUAAGACAGGCUGGGCUAUCGUUAAUCGGUCAGAGUUUGACGUCAAAGAGGCUUUGAAGACCGGGAAGGAAUACCAUCCUCGGGGUAUUCACGGAUAUGACCAUGAGCAUCCAUUGAUGCGUGCAAUCUUUAUUGCGCGUGGUCCAGCCUUCCCACACAAGCCAAACAGCCGGGUAGAAGUUUUCCAAAAUAUUGAGGUAUACAACAUUGUCUGUGAUUCUUUGGGCGUCGAUCCCCUUCCGGGCAAUGGCACACUACGACUCCCGCUGAAGCCAGUCGGCCUUCACUCGGAUGAGAAUGCACCGGUGUUGGACACGCCUCCUGAUCCCCCGGCUCAAACUUCAGCAACAGCAGGGCCCGCGCAACCAGCGCCCCCACAACCAACACCCCCGCAGCCAUCACCUCCACAGCCAAAACCAGCACAGCCAGCGCCGAAACCCACUCCAGCACCUGAGACACCACCCGCCACAGACCAUGAAAGUGACGAUGAAAAGGGUCCGACGUGGUGGGGCACACUUUGGCACAAAUUCGAGGACCUGAAGAACUGGGCUGGCGGCGUUGCUGAUGCUGUUCAGGGCAAGCACCCGGAGUCGGAGAGUUGA